Carassius auratus (goldfish) is the source of this 615-nucleotide messenger RNA. RefSeq names its product acyl-CoA-binding domain-containing protein 7. Gene Ontology annotation, molecular function: fatty-acyl-CoA binding. Bases 113 to 379 code for a protein of 88 amino acids. Lineage: Eukaryota; Metazoa; Chordata; Actinopteri; Cypriniformes; Cyprinidae. The record is from RefSeq and is a predicted model, not a curated record. The transcript has 4 exons. Gene Ontology annotation, biological process: fatty acid metabolic process.
CCAAUCAGCGCUCAGCUCCACAGCAGGGCACUGGAACUCCGCUCGGUGUCCGCAGUGCAGCUACGCUACGUUCUAGCUGACGCGCCCAGCCGCACUGUACUCGCCUAAGAAAAUGACUUUGAAGGCUGAAUUUGAGCGAUAUGCAGAGGAUGUAAAGAAAGUGAAGACCAGACCUACAGACCAAGAGCUGCUGGAUAUGUACGGCCUCUACAAGCAAGCUAUCGUUGGGGACAUUGAUAUUGAUAAACCUGCAAACACAGAGUUGAAAGGGAAAGCCAAAUGGGAGGCAUGGAAUUCAAGAAAAGGUAUGUCAAAUGAAGAUGCCAUGAAUGCCUACAUUUCACUGGCCAGGGAAGCCAUUGAGAAGUAUGGAAUGUGAUGGGGGAACAUCUCCCUAGUUUUAAGCAGAUAUCAAAGUUUCAUAAUGAAAAAGCUGCUAGAUUAGUUUGUUCUUCUUAUUCUUCUUCUUUUUAUGUGAUAUAGAUUAACAGACUAAAAGAUAAUUAACUUGGCUUCAUAGAGAUGCCACCUGCUAUCUCAUUACAAAUCAGAUGAGACCUAAAGAUGUAAGCAUAUAAUUUUGUAAUUGAAUAAAGCUGUCCAGUAUCAUGGUAA